AAUCGCGGAGGAUUGACUCUGAUGGGAGUUCCGUUUUUCGCUGUGAUGUAUCAAGGUGCUGUCGAAAUGUCGUCGUCGUCCGUCUCGACGUUGCGUCCUCGUUGACACGCACGUCGGGCUCGAACCAAAGCAACCGUGGAGACGCCGGUUCGAACCGCGGCGGCGGCUGUGGCGGACGGAGCAGGGACUAUGGCGGGUCUCCUCGCCAACUGCGCCUGCUUGGCCUGCUUCUACCGGCUCAAGUACGGCCCCGACGAGCUCGAGUCGCUGCAGAGGAGUCGCAAGAUCGACAAGAUGAUCCAGAAGGACAAGCAGGUGAUCCGUCGGCAAGUCAAGCUGCUGCUGCUCGGUGCGGGCGAGAGCGGCAAGAGCACCUUCCUGAAGCAGAUGCGCAUCAUCCACGGGUUCAGCUUCGACGAGGAAGUGCUGUGCGAGUUCAGGACGGUCGUCUUCCAGAACGUCGUCAAAGGAAUGAAAGUACUCGUGGACGCCAGGGACAAGCUGUGCAUCCCGUGGGGGGACGCCGCCAACGCGCACCACGGACAGCGCAUCCUUCGCUACGAGCCGAACCUGGCCCUGGACUGGGAUACGUUCAGUCGCUUCGCGCCUUCGGUUCGAAUCCUCUGGCAGGACGACGCCAUCAGGACGGCCUUCGACAGACGCGUCGAGUUCCAGUUGGGGGACGGCGUGCGGUACUUCUUCGACAACCUGGACCGCAUCGCUGCCAAGGACUAUGUUCCGACGAACCAGGACAUCCUGCACGCACGCAAGGCCACCAAGGGCAUCACGGAGUUUGUGAUCCCGGUGAACGGCAUCCCCUUCCGCUUCGUGGACGUGGGCGGACAGCGGUCGCAGCGCCAGAAGUGGUUCCGCUGCUUCGACAGCGUCACCUCCAUCCUCUUCCUUGUGUCCUCCAGCGAGUUCGACCAGGUGCUGCUGGAGGACCGGUGCACAAACCGGGUGACGGAGUCACGCAGCAUCUUCGACACAAUCGUGAACAACCGCUGCUUCGCGGAGGUGUCCAUCAUUUUGUUCUUCAACAAGACAGACCUGCUUCAGGAGAAGCUGCAGGCACGGACCACAAGCAUCGCGGACUACUUUGAGGACUUCCGGGGCGAUCCCCACGACCUGCAGCAGGUGCAACGCUUCCUCGUGGACUGGUUCUACUCGGUGCGGCGCAACCGGCACAAGCCCCUGUUCCACCACUUCACGACGGCCGUGGACACCGAGAACAUCAAGGUGGUGUUCAACGCAGUGCGGGACACCAUCCUCCAAAAGAACAUCACACAGCUCAUGCUUCAGUGAGGCGCAGAAAGUGUAAGAGUGGGGUGGCUGUGUCGGCACAUUGCGCGCUUCAUGGCUGCCUUGCGGGCAUCUCUUCGGAUUCUGGGAGGCACUGAAGCCAACUUCAGAGGCCCGGUACCUUCCUCUAGAACAGUCGCAGAAACCCCCGGUUUCCUGGGGCUCAGGCUGGUUCUCUCUCGGUGCCUCUGCUGGAGCAACGAAGCCGGCUUGGAGGAGGACUCCGCAUUGUGGCACGAAGCUUCCGAGUGUUGGAAGGCUCAAGGUGCACUCUGGUAGCAAGUGGUCUCUCUGAAAUGUCCAAGGUCACUCUUGUUACCUAGCAAGACGUCCCCAGCCUUUUCCGAAGCCUUUUACUUCGGGCCCCCGCAGAAAUGUCGCGAGCGGUUAUAAAAAGCACUCAAUGCCGCAACUAGGGCCCGGCUGGGGCUCACAAACAUUAUCCUGGUAAUGCUGAGGGUUCAUCUGUCAUUCGAGGGUUGUAGAAUGCAGAUGUGACCCAUUGGGAACGAUUGAGGGCUUUCUUCCGAAACUCGGAAGUGAGCCGAGACGUCUUUGGCAGUUUUUGGAGCCGUUUUCUGAACGUUGCAGACCGUUUGUCAAAGUGACCAGUAGAUUGCGAAAUGCGAACAGUGAUGAGUGGUCUCCAAGACAUAUCUGACCACACUGAAGACAGUAUGGUACAAAAAUGUUUCGGCACCCUGUGUGCAGUUGUGCUUUCGCGCUAUCACCCACGCCCAAUAGGAGGUUUCUGCCGACAGGGGCGGCAUGGUUUGUUCGCAUUGUGGCUGGGAUGCCGCGGGUCACAUCCGUAUUUGUCGGGGUGUUGCGGGACCAGUUAGUUACCCAUAUUGGGCAAGAUUUUGUUGUGUUAAGGUUUUGUAUUGUGCGAGCAUGCAGGGAAGUGUCGGCGAACAAUCGAGAUGAAUCGGAGUGUGGAACGCGUGCCUUUUACAGCAGCUCAGUAUUAAGUGCUUGCAAAAUGGAUUGUUUUGUUCGUGUGCUCCAGUGUCUGCUUUUGGGCAGCUUUUUGCUCUUGUGAUCUCCUUCCUAUGCAGCUGUGUAGUGGGGGUGCACUGUGUCGAAUGAUUUCACGUGUCAACGAGUUUUUGCUUCUCCCUGAGCCAUUUGAGGAAUCCUUUUUUGUUUGGGGCAUUUCCAUUUAAUACCUGUUUUUUACAAUUUUUUUUAGCUUACCUCACUACUAUUUUUAUUCUGUUAUAUUUCAUUUCAUAGCUUGGUUUUACUGACCAUUUUGGGGCGAGUGGCGAGGAAAACUGCCAGCCCGCGAGGCUAGUACAAAGGUAAAUGGGUCACACGUUCAUUUUAACAGCUGUACUAGCCCUUUUUUUAGUUCUAUAAAGUUGUAUAUUUUGUGCUGAUCAAGUUUACAUAAAUUAUUUUGAGUGCAUAUUCUGGUGUACAACAUUGAAAUUUCUGCCCUCUGCUCAGUUCCAUGCCAGUGCUGUCACCUGCCGUUUAAAUUUCAGUGGAAAAAUGAAAGAACUGUUAAAGCUACGAUUAUUUUUCAGUAUUUUACGAUUGAAUUAUCCUUCUAGUCGUCAAUGUGCAGCUGUAGCGUGUCUCUGCGUAGUGAAAACAGCCAUGGGGCAAAGUAUCCUCCGAAGCAGACGACACAUAAUGUGUUUUCGAAUGUGUCUGCUCGCCCCUCUCUGCCGCCCAAUUUAUGGCCUGCAAAGAUGUGGCAACGGUGUGCAAGUCUGAGGCCGUGUAUUAAGUGUGUGCAAAUAGUGACUUGAAUGAAACUACAUUGAGUUAAAUGUGACUUCUUUUUCACAUCAUAAACUGUCAGUUAAGAAACGUGCAUCCAUGGUUUUCACACCCCACAAACAUCCACAACACAUCGCCAACAAUUUAGGCUAUCGGAUUGGUGUGCUAGCAGUUUCACGACUUGUCAUUACUUAGUGUAGCUUGAUGUUACUUGGCAUUUUCUGGUUUGAAAGAUAAAAGCUAUUUUCGGAACUGGUGAGUCAGAAAACGACGUCAAUUUUUUUUGCAAUAGAUCCUCUUUGCCCCUGUACAUUCCGUGGCUUUUUUGACCACAGUUUUCUCAUUUAAUAUUUGGGAAAAUCGAUUUUAAUGUUCAUUUCUAAAACUGUGUUAUCUUUCAACCGAGCCACUAGCACCAUAUCCUAGUGCAGGUUGGGCUUUCGGCAGUUUUGUAAAUUCUUGCGGUGCAGAAAACAUGGUUCACUUUUCUUCGACGGCACGGACUUCAGAGCUCAAAACAGACUGCAAAUCUUGAUAAUUGGAUGUGGGGAGCUGGAAUUUGUCUCUAAUGUGUGUUUUGGUGACAAAGCAAAACACAGAUUGAAACUUUAUUAUUGCAGUUAAAUUGGUCAAGUAUGCUUUCGAAAAAAUAUUCCAGCUUGAUGCGUGUAGUCCAGAACUAUACAGAUCUAUGUACAGACUACGCAAAUUCUUGCAGUCCUUUUUUCUUGUUUUGUACUUUUUGUCAAGGGAUGUACCUUGUACACCCUUCGAAUAAUGUGGCGCUAUUAGAUUUGCACUACCAUUACCACACCUCCUGUGUAAAUACUAGAUGUCUAAAUAACAUAGUAGUCUUUUUUACCUAAUGUCUCUAUGUUUUGACGGGUGUUUUUUUUUUCCUAGGCUGCUUUCUUGUUCGGUACAUUUUGAUGUGGGCCCUGUUAAACUGUUGCGUCGACAUGAUCCUGUGAUUGGGCAUUUUGAACAUGUUACCUGUGUCACAAAGCAUAGAUUAUCGGUAACUCUUCUCGUCCCUUGUGUCACCGGUGGUCGUUUUAUUUGUUGACCUGUCCUAAUUUUUGGUGUAGAUGUUGUACCGUUGGUAACCAUGUUUCUUUUGCUUAUUCGUUAUCUUUGCCAAAAAUUGUUGGCAUGGCUGCUUUCGUUUCAGGUGCAUCGUUUCUCGUCUUUCCAGUUUUAUCUCCAGUUUUGCAAACUAGCACAGAACAUAAGUGGUGACAAAACACCUGUGGAUAACUCGUAUACUAGAGUGUAUGCAAAUACAUUUACGAAGCUAAAGGAACCACUUCGUCUACUUCAAACUGCCAGAGUAGUUGGGAGAUUCUCCGUGCCUUAGGGAGGGGCUGCUUGUAAAAAGGGGUGGUUGUAAAUAGUCUGAGAUGUUAAAAAGAGAAAAGAAACUUUAUCUAUCUUGAAGGUGACCUGCCAAAUUUUUUUUAACUUCGAUAGUGUUUGUAUUUUGAGUUCCCACAAUAAAAGUUGUCACUAGA
Molecule: messenger RNA, 4544 nt
Organism: Ixodes scapularis (black-legged tick)
Lineage: Eukaryota; Metazoa; Arthropoda; Arachnida; Ixodida; Ixodidae
Gene: cta
Product: guanine nucleotide-binding protein subunit alpha-12
Exons: 4
Coding region: 190-1305 (371 amino acids)
Biological process (GO): Rho protein signal transduction; adenylate cyclase-modulating G protein-coupled receptor signaling pathway
Cellular component (GO): heterotrimeric G-protein complex; brush border membrane
Molecular function (GO): guanyl nucleotide binding; G-protein beta/gamma-subunit complex binding; GTPase activity
Source: RefSeq, a predicted model, not a curated record